AUGAUUGAUCGACCUGGACUUCUAGAGGUGCCUUUGAAUUCACAGCAGUUUCUUCUUCGAACCACCCCGGAUCUCUCAAUUGUGUUUUGUGACGCAAGGGUCGGCGAGGUGCUACGCUUCAAUCCUACUGACCUGCUCGAUCGAAGUCUUUAUCAACUCAUCAGUGUCGAAGAUUGCGAAUCACUUCUCAGAGCCCACAUGAUGAUUUUGAGACCUGAAGAAUGUCAGUCAGUCACACAGUAUGUCAGUAUGUUCUGUCAAGGUGGUGGACUGGCUACGGUAGCACUUCACCUCAUUAAACUGCCCAGUAAUCAUGUUGGAGCAACAUUUUCCAUUUCCAUCAUUUGUACGCUUGUCGGUAUGUUCUGUCAAGGUGGUGGACUGGCUACGGUAGCACUUCACCUCAUUAAACUGCCCAGUAAUCAUGUUGGAGCAACAUUUUCCAUUUCCAUCAUUUGUACGCUUGUCGGAUUCUCGUCGCUUCCAAUUACGCUAGAUGUUAUACAAUUUCUCCAUCCAUUCGAUAUGAAACAAUCGAUAGGCCUGGGAGCGCAUUCAAGCGCAUUCUAUGCGGACGCAAUGAGCAAAGAAUCGUCCAGCCGAUUACUGCCCCUCAUUGGGAACAAGCGAACCAGCCGGAAACGUGCCGAUCCGGGCACUGAGACUCCAAUGCUCACGACAAAGUUCUUUCGCCCUGCAUGA
Molecule: messenger RNA, 702 nt
Organism: Cooperia oncophora
Lineage: Eukaryota; Metazoa; Nematoda; Chromadorea; Rhabditida; Trichostrongylidae
Source: the annotation of a GenBank genome assembly